UCCGCCCUUCCGCCGGCGUCGUCCCGCGCCGCCGCGUCCCGGGCCCCCGCGCCGAGCGCCGCUCGCGGGAUUCCGACCCCGGAAGGGGGCGCGCCUGGGCGGCGCGGCGGGCCUCGGGCGCCCCGGGCCCCGCACGGACCAGCCGCGGCAGCAGACUCUCUUCAGGGGAAGGGUCCCCAUCCCACCUCGUCAUGUCUCGACGAAGCCAACGCCUCACGCGCUUCUCCCAGGGUGACGAUGACGGCAGCAGCAGCAGUGGAGGGAGCUCCGUGACGGGGAGCCAGAGCACCCUGUUUAAAGACAGUCCUCUCAGGACCUUGAAGAGGAAAUCCAGCAACAUGAAGCACCUCUCCCCGGUGCCACAGCUGGGGCCCUCCUCCGAUGGGCACACCUCCUACUACAGUGAGUCGGUGGUCAGGGAGUCCUACAUUGGCAGCCCCCGGGCCGCCGCCCUCGCCAGGAGCUCCAUCCUUGAUGACCAGCUGCACAGUGACCCCUACUGGAGUGAGGACCUGCGGGUGAGGAGGAGAAGAGGCACAGGUGGCACCGAGAGCAGCAAAAUCAAUGGGCUGGCCGAGAACAAGGUCUCGGAGGACUUCCUUGGGUCCUCCUCCGGCUACUCUUCUGAGGAUGACUACGCAGGAUACUCAGAGACGGACCAGCGGAGCUCAGGUUCACGGUUAAGGAACGCUGUGUCCCAGGCAGGCUCUUUUCUCUGGAUGGUGGUCACUUCUCCAGGCCGGCUCUUCGGACUCCUCUACUGGUGGAUCGGCACCACCUGGUACCGCCUGACAACGGCCGCCUCCCUCCUGGACGUCUUUGUUUUAACCAGGCGCGUCUCGUCCCUGAAGACCUUCCUGUGGUUCCUCUUGCUACUGCUGCUCCUGACUGGCCUGACCUACGGUGCUUGGUAUUUCUACCCCUACUGGCUGCGGACAUUCCACCCUGCCAUGGUUUCCUGGUGGGCAGCGAAGGGCAGCAGCAGGCAGCAUGAGGUGUGGGAGUCCAGAGACUCGUCCCCACAGUUCCAGGCUGAGCAGCGCAUUCUGUCCCGGGUACACUCUCUGGAGCGGCGCCUGGAAGCUCUUGCUGCCGAGUUUUCCUCCAACUGGCAGAAGGAGGCCAUGCGGCUGGAACGCUUGGAGCUGCGGCAAGGGGCCUCUGGGGAGGGAGGCGGCAGCAGCCUGAGCCACGAGGACACCCUGGCGCUCCUGGAGGGGCUGGUGAGCCGCCACGAGGCUGCCCUGAAGGAGGACUUCCGCAAGGACACUGCUGCUCUGAUCCAGGAAGAACUGGUCGCCCUGAGAGCAGAACACCAGCAAGACUCAGAAGACCUCUUCAAGAAGAUUGUCCAGGCUUCCCAGGAGUCUGAGGCUCGACUCCAGCAACUGAAGUCUGAAUGGCAAAGGAUGACCCAGGAGUCCUUCCGGGAGAACUCCAUGAAGGAGCUGGAGCGGCUGGAGGGCCAGCUGGCAGGCCUGCGGCAGGAGCUGGCAGCCUUGACCCUGAAGCAGAGCUCGGUGGCUGACCAAGUGGGCCUGCUGCCCCAGCAGAUCCAGGCCGUGCGGGACGAUGUGGAAUCUCAGUUCCCUGCCUGGGUCAGUCAGUUCCUUCUUCGAGGUGGGGGAACCCGCGCUGGGCUCCUUCAGCGAGAGGAGGUGCAAGCGCAGCUGCAGGAGCUGGAGAGCAAGAUCCUCGCCCACGUGGCCGAGAUGCAGGGCAAGUCAGCGAGGGAGGCCGCAGCCAGCCUGGGGCUGACGCUGCAGAAGGAGGGUGUGAUCGGGGUGACAGAGGAGCAGGUGCACCGCAUUGUAAACCAGGCCCUGAAGCGCUACAGCGAGGACCGCAUCGGGAUGGUGGACUACGCGCUGGAAUCGGGAGGGGCCAGUGUCAUCAGUACCCGAUGUUCCGAGACCUACGAGACCAAGACGGCCCUCCUCAGCCUCUUUGGCAUCCCCCUGUGGUACCAUUCCCAGUCGCCCCGAGUCAUUCUCCAGCCAGACGUGCACCCAGGCAAUUGCUGGGCCUUCCAGGGGCCCCAGGGCUUUGCUGUGGUUCGCCUGUCUGCUCGCAUCCGCCCCACUGCUGUCACCUUAGAGCAUGUGCCCAAGUCCUUGUCACCCAACAGCACCAUCUCCAGUGCCCCCAAGGACUUUGCCAUCUUUGGGUUUGAUGAAGACCUGAAGCAGGAGGGGACACUCCUUGGCCAGUUCACCUACGACCAGGAUGGGGAGCCCAUUCAGACAUUUUAUUUUCAGGAUCCUAAAAUGGCCACGUACCAGGUGGUGGAGCUGCGGAUCCUGACUAACUGGGGCCACCCCGAGUACACCUGCGUCUACCGCUUCAGGGUGCAUGGGGAGCCCGCCCACUAGGCCUUCUUUGUGCCGCUGCCAGCCGGCUGGGAGGCCAGCUCCUCUCCGCAUGCGCCGCCUUCUCUGGGAGCGGGUGAGCAGCAGCCCUGCCACCCCCUACAUGCUUGAUCAGCGCACUGACUUCCAGGAGCAAGCAGAGUGCCUGGCCCAAUGGGGAUGAGAAGGAACAUGCAGGCUUUUCUAGCAGCAGGGUGGCUCGAGGUGGACAGCAGGCUCCAGCGUCUCUUUUCAUUCUUUGUUCCCCUCAUGCCAGGCAUCGGGGUCUCCUUCCUCCUCCUGGGAGGGUGUAUAUAUGUAGCAUAUCAUGGGGGAUUGAGAGGCAGGGGGACAGGUGAUGAAUGAACAUGUCCCAUGGUGGAGGGGCUGGCACCUAGGGAGCUGCCGUUGGGAGGUGUGCGAAUGAAGCAUGUGCCAAAGCCAUGGGUAGGACAAGCUAGGGCCUGGGACAGGUGAGCUGCCCCCUCCCCAGGCAGGAAAGUGAGGCCCUCUGGGAGGAGGGUGCUCACGGUGCAGGUUGAGACUGGGACUGGGACUCCAGGCAGGAAGCUCCUGGGAGAGGGCAGCUGGGCUCUUCCAGAAAGCUAGUGCCAUCAACCUAGGGGAGCUUGGCCCACAGGGUGGUCCCUGAAAGGCUUCUAUACACUGUAUUUGUCCUAGGUCAAGGUGGGCUGUGGGGCUUCUUGUACCCUAGACGGUCUGGCUCCUGUGAGCUUGUGAGGGCUGCUACCUGUGUGGCUCUGAGGGUCCCAGGGGCCAGGGCUGUAGGAUUGCCCCCUGCUGGGGCUAGUAGUUGCUUUCUCUCUCUCCUGAUGAUGGGAUUGGGGCCCACUCUGCUCCCCGUUCCUGCUAGGGCCUGCCUAUGCCCCAGAGCAAGUGUGCCCUCUCCUGGGGUACAGGGAGCCCAGACCUGUCUGAGGCCAUAAGCAUUGGGGGUCAGCUAAAAGGGUGGGGAGUAGGGGACGGCUUGGGCUCUCAUGGUCCAGUGACAGUGAUGAUAGUGAUGUUCAGGGUGUCGUGGUGGGAGGAGGUCUGUCUGCACUGUGGGCCCUGCCCCACCCCCCCUCCCAAUCAGGCCCCUGAUGUAAGGGGCCCUAACCCUCAGCCAUCCCCCUGGGGCUCUUUCAGCUCUUGCUCCAUUCUGUUUCCUUUCUAGCUCAUUUUCUAUGGGGGGCAGUCAGGGGAGGGGGGUUGGGGGAGGAGGCUGGGUAGGGAGGAGGCCUAAGGGGGAGUUUUUAGACCCAGCAGGCCCUGCUGUAUUAUGUAUAUAUUUUUCAAGGUCUUUUUUUAACUGAAAAGCUAAAGGCUUGAUUCCUAGCCCCGUUCUGUGGGGCACUGGGUGAUUUCAGUACCUUGUAACCUGGCUGCCACAGGGGCUUGGGGCACUGCUUCUAGCCGUGUGGCUGGUUCCAGCCUGUGGGAAGGGGGCAGAAGGGGCCGCUGUGCAGGCAGGUGCCCUUAGGAGCAAGAGCAGGGCUGGGCCCUGAAUGGGCUCCCGAGGAUGGAGCUAGAGUGCAGGCGAGGCCCCAACCACCUGUGGUCCUCCAGUACUGGCUCCUGCACAGCACCUGCCCCCAGACGACCAGGUUUUGUUUUGCGCUCUCCUGUCACAAAUGCUGCACUAUUGGUUCCUAAUUUUUUAUCUCCCGAUUCUAAUUUAUGCCUAUGCAAAAAAUAAAUUAUGCCCAGGAUUAA
Molecule: messenger RNA, 4064 nt
Organism: Diceros bicornis minor
Lineage: Eukaryota; Metazoa; Chordata; Mammalia; Perissodactyla; Rhinocerotidae
Gene: SUN2
Product: Sad1 and UNC84 domain containing 2
Exons: 18
Coding region: 192-2372 (726 amino acids)
Biological process (GO): nuclear envelope organization
Cellular component (GO): nuclear envelope; meiotic nuclear membrane microtubule tethering complex
Molecular function (GO): protein-membrane adaptor activity
Source: RefSeq, a predicted model, not a curated record